AGCAGUUUUACCUUAUUUAUCUCUUCCACAACAAGAAGAUUAGAGGUGUAGAACAUAUGAAAUGGCUGCAGCUAGAAAAGGAUCAAUAGAUUUAUCAACCAGGAGACAUCGUCCCCUAAUAAAUUAUGAACACCAUUCUGGACAUAUAUUGAUGCUCGAUAAGGAACGUUUAGCCCAAAAAUCGGCAAAGAUAGCAAGACAAGUGAAGAGCAACCCACACGACGAGCUCCCGCGGCUGCUGAGCGACAUCAACCUCGAUCAGGAAUUAAUGGAGCUGCUGGCGAGAUUCUGCCAUGGCUACGACAUCAGUCUCUCGUUGGAAAACGUGGUUCGGGUAGCCUGCCUUGCCAAUUUCCUCGAGAUGACGGAAAGCCAUUGCCCCAACAAUCUUCUUAACAAGGCGCUGUGGUUCUUCAAGGAGAACAUCGUCCAUAGCUGGAACAACUCCAUCAAAGCCAUCAAGAGCGCCGAGAGCGUGCUGAGGCAGGCGGAGAAGCUCGGUUUGAUGGAGUUCUGCGUCGAGACGCUCAUAUUGGAGGCGAUUGAGAAUCCGCGUCUGUUGGGGGAGCCUUUGAUGACGAAUGAAGAGGAUGAGGAGAGUGAGUGUGAAAAUCGUGAGAAGGAAACUCUGGUUAGGCCUUGCAUAAGGAGGAAGCUCUUCGACAUGGAUUGGAAGAAAUCCGAAGAUCUCGCUUCUCUACCUUUUAAGUUCUACGCGCCGAUCAUCGAUAGAAUGAGCCAGCGCCAAGUGCCGCCGCGGUAUGUGGCGGCGAAUCUGUGGCAAUACGCGAAGAAUUGGAUAUUUUCCGACGACGAGGUGCAAUUGGAUAAGAUCGACGGUCAGAGAGAGACGAUUGAGGAUUUGGUGAGGCUGAUUCCGAAUCAGACGGGGCUGAUUCCGUGUGCGUGUCUGUGUGAAAUGCUUCGUUUCGCGAUUGGUGUGGAAGCUGAUGAGGAGUGCAGAAACGCGUUGGAGUUUAGGAUCGGGAUGCAGUUAGAUCAGGCGGAGACGAAGGAUCUUCUGAUGCCUUGCAAUGGAUAUACAAACCAGGAAAAAUACGAUGCGAAGUGUUUGAGAAGGAUAUUGAGCCAUUUCUACAGCAAUUACAACCGUGACAACUUCGGAUCGCUGAGAUCGGUGGCAGCUCUGGUCGACGAAUUCCUGGCGGAGAUCGCGGCGGAUAUAGAUCUAAAAACGGCGACAUUUGUGGAAGUUGCAGAGCUGGCGAUUGCAGUGGCGGAGGAGGGUAAUGAACAGAGGCGCGACGGGAUCUACAGAGCGGUGGACGUGUUCCUGGAGAAGCACAAGCAUUUGACGGAGUCGGAGAAGGAGGAUCUGUGCGGGAAGGUGCUGGACUGCAGCAAGCUGUCGGGGGAGGCGCUGCAGCACGCGGCGUUGAACAGGAGGCUGCCGCUGCGCGUGGUGGUGAAUGCACUGUUCGCGUCGCAGUUGAAGCUGAGGAAUGUGAUUCCGAAGGCAAUGGGGGGAGAGGAGGGGGAGGGGGCGGAGAUGGAGAAGAUGGGGAGCAAGGUGACGAAGCUGGAGAGAGAGUGCUUGAUGAUGAAGAGAGAGAUGGAGAGAGGUGGAGGAGGGAAGAGAGAGAAGAAGCCGAGUGUGUGGAGGGAGAUGAAGAGGAAGUUCGGAUGCAUGUCGAUGAGGCCUGAUUCGGAUUGCCAUGUCAAGAAGAAGAAGAAGAAGGUGCAUCCUAGAUAGAUAGAGACCAUAUCGUCGUCUUUUUUUUAAUUGUUGGGUUGAAUAUUUAUUCCGAGAUGGAGUAUGAGUUUCGAAAUCAUUCUUUUAUAAUUCAAAAGGAAUUCAUAGAUAGUACCGGCCAUUGCGAGGGAGGCGCCGCGCUGCACAGGGAGAUCAA
This is a messenger RNA of Salvia splendens (bonfire salvia), 1871 nucleotides long. Its product is annotated as BTB/POZ domain-containing protein At5g17580. Lineage: Eukaryota; Viridiplantae; Streptophyta; Magnoliopsida; Lamiales; Lamiaceae. Bases 62 to 1714 code for a protein of 550 amino acids. The transcript is spliced from 4 exons. The record is from RefSeq and is a predicted model, not a curated record.